Molecule: messenger RNA, 1032 nt
Organism: Recurvomyces mirabilis
Lineage: Eukaryota; Fungi; Ascomycota; Dothideomycetes; Mycosphaerellales; Teratosphaeriaceae
Exons: 4
Coding region: 1-1032 (343 amino acids)
Source: RefSeq, a predicted model, not a curated record
AUGGCAACGACCACGAUUCAGACCGAGCAAGCUCCACCCGCCAUCCGUCCAGCCCAAAGCCGGCGGAUGAAGGUUGAUGGAUCCGACCCAGUGUUCGGUGACUGGAGAGACGACUUGGUGAGGGACGGAUACGCUGUCAUCAAGGGUGCCAUCCCUCGCGAGCGAGCAGACAAAUAUGCCGACCAGAUGUACAGCUGGCUCGAAGGCUUCAAUCUCGGCUUCGACCGGAACGAUAUGUCGACGGUGCACAAAGACAACCUACCAGCGAUCAACGAGAAGGGUAUGUGUUUGCAGUAUGGCGUGACACACGAAGACUUCGUAUGGGCUGUCCGUGGUGAGCCUGGGGUGGUGGGCGCGUUCGAGUCGGUCUACGACGACCAGGAUCUCAUCGUCUCCUUCGAUGCCAUCAACUUCACACUCCCAAAGCGUAAGGAUAUUCCAGCAAACAAGCCUUGGCCUCACCAAGACCAGGACCCGCUCAUGCCAGGCUUCAGAUGCUUGCAGGGUCUGGUCAACCUCCUGCCCAACGGCCCUGACGACGGUGGACUCAUCGUCUGCAAGGGUAGCCACAACCUAUCGGAACAAUUCCACAAGGAGUUCAUCAACGAGCCUCGCAUCCCUGCCUGGACGCCAGAAUGGUUCGGCUUUACCGACGCAGGCAUGGAAUGGUUGAAGAACAAGAAUUGCGAAUGGCUCAAGGUCUGCGCAGAGCCAGGCGACCUGUUGGUGUGGGACUCCAGGACUGCACAUUACAACUUGAGCUCGAAGACGAAUCAACCACGGUUCGCCAUCUACACAUGCUACAUGCCUGUCAAUGAUGCAACGCAAGAGGAUUUGAUCAAGAAGAAGGGGGCAUAUGAGCGAUGGGUCGGCACAACUCACUGGCCCAAUGCCAGACACACUGGCAGCAAUGUCGCCAAGCGCGAUGGCGAGGAUGACCCACACAACAGGUUCGAGCCUAUCAACAAGCCGCAGAUGAACGAGCGCACAUUCAAGCUUACUGGUAUUCCGUAUAUCAAGGCCGAGGCGUAG